Molecule: messenger RNA, 2183 nt
Organism: Tupaia belangeri chinensis (Chinese tree shrew)
Lineage: Eukaryota; Metazoa; Chordata; Mammalia; Scandentia; Tupaiidae
Gene: NRF1
Product: nuclear respiratory factor 1
Exons: 10
Coding region: 168-1679 (503 amino acids)
Biological process (GO): regulation of transcription by RNA polymerase II
Molecular function (GO): DNA-binding transcription factor activity
Source: RefSeq, a predicted model, not a curated record
UAUCCUACUGUUUUUAAGUCAUAUUUGAAUGUGCUUCCAUGAGGUAAGUAGUGAAAGCAGAGGCUUAUCAAAGGUCCUCUGCUCUUGAAGAAAAUCUUUCUUAGUUUAAGCAUUGUGUGUUACACACUGAGUCCUGUUCUUUUCCUUUUUUCUGACAGUAGCUCUUCAUGGAGGAACACGGAGUGACCCAAACCGAACACAUGGCUACCAUAGAAGCCCAUGCAGUGGCCCAGCAAGUCCAGCAGGUCCACGUGGCCACUUACACUGAGCACAGUAUGCUGAGUGCCGACGAGGACUCGCCUUCUUCCCCCGAGGACACCUCCUACGAUGACUCAGACAUACUCAACUCCACCGCUGCUGAUGAGGUUACAGCCCACCUGGCUGCUGCAGGUCCUGUGGGAAUGGCUGCUGAUGCUGCCGUGGCAACCGGAAAGAAACGGAAACGGCCUCACGUGUUUGAGUCUAAUCCAUCAAUCCGGAAGAGACAGCAAACACGUUUGCUUCGGAAGCUUCGAGCCACAUUAGAUGAAUAUACUACUCGAGUGGGACAGCAAGCCAUUGUCCUCUGUAUCUCACCCUCCAAACCCAACCCUGUCUUUAAAGUGUUUGGUGCAGCUCCUUUGGAGAAUGUGGUGCGCAAGUACAAGAGUAUGAUCUUGGAAGACCUGGAGUCUGCUCUGGCAGAACACGCCCCUGCGCCACAGGAGGUUAACUCCGAACUGCCUCCUCUCACCAUCGACGGAAUUCCAGUCUCUGUGGACAAAAUGACCCAGGCCCAACUUCGGGCAUUUAUUCCAGAGAUGCUCAAGUACUCCACAGGUCGGGGAAAACCAGGCUGGGGGAAAGAGAGCUGCAAGCCCAUCUGGUGGCCUGAAGAUAUUCCGUGGGCAAAUGUCCGGAGCGACGUCCGUACAGAAGAACAAAAGCAGAGGGUUUCAUGGACCCAGGCACUACGGACCAUCGUUAAAAACUGUUAUAAGCAGCAUGGGCGGGAGGACCUUUUAUACGCUUUUGAAGAUCAGCAAACACAGACACAGGCCACAGCCACACACAGUAUAGCCCACCUCGUACCGUCACAGACAGUAGUCCAAACCUUUAGUAACCCUGAUGGCACUGUUUCGCUUAUCCAGGUUGGGACAGGGGCAACAGUAGCCACAUUAGCUGAUGCUUCAGAAUUGCCCACCACAGUCACUGUUGCCCAGGUGAAUUAUUCUGCUGUGGCCGACGGAGAGGUGGAACAAAAUUGGGCCACGUUACAGGGAGGUGAGAUGACCAUCCAGACGACGCAAGCAUCAGAGGCCACCCAAGCUGUAGCAUCAUUGGCAGAGGCUGCAGUGGCAGCGUCUCAGGAGAUGCAGCAGGGAGCUACGGUCACCAUGGCACUUAACAGUGAAGCUGCCGCCCAUGCUGUCGCCACCCUGGCUGAGGCCACCUUACAAGGUGGGGGACAGAUCGUCCUGUCUGGGGAAACCGCAGCAGCUGUCGGAGCACUUACUGGAGUCCAAGAUGCUAAUGGCCUGGUCCAGAUCCCCGUGAGCAUGUACCAGACUGUGGUAACCAGCCUUGCCCAGGGCAAUGGGCCAGUGCAGGUGGCCAUGGCCCCUGUGACCACCAGGAUAUCGGACAGCGCAGUCACCAUGGACGGCCAGGCUGUGGAGGUGGUGACGUUGGAACAGUGACCUGCAGCCGGAUCAUGGCAUCGUUUUCUAGUCUACUUCAGAAUUUUUUACACGUUUUUGCAGAGGUGCAAUCAAAUGGAAUUAAGUCUCUCGACUUUGGAAGAAAUGUUUUGUUAACCUUUUUUUUUAAAAGGAAGAAAGGCAGUGGUUUUUGGAAUUGCGUUUUUAAAGCACCACUCUUGAUUUUCUGGGAUUGGUGGAAUAAGAAACUGCGUUGUCAAUUUCACUGUCCCAAAAAAGCCAAAUUGUGGCAGGACUUCUUUCUGCGGAAACAUAUGUCUACUUAUGUGUGUGUGUGUGAGAGAGUGUGAAUAUAUGUAUAUGUGUACAUAUGGACAUACACAUUUACAUAUAUAUAAAGUAUAUAUAUAUAUACACAUACAUAUAUGUAUGUAUGUAUGAACCCCGCAUGGAAUUUUCUGUAUGAAAUCCAGGUGAGCUGUGGAAACAAUAAUUCACCCAGUUUAGUGGGUGGUAGGGUACGUGGCCAGACACAGUCACCCA